AGUUCUACACAAUUAUCGUGUUUCCUUGUUCUAGUUCUUUGUUUGCAGAAUUUCUGUAAAAAUAACCGGGCCUGAAAUGAGUUCCCCUCGUUUCAAACCUGUAGAAUUGUGGUGGGAAAACUGCCCACGGAGUGAUUAAUGUUACAAUUGAUCACGCGAGGCAGAAGAAGCACACAGCGCGAGUAAAGAGAGACAGAGACUGAAAAUAAACCUGGCCAUGAAGUAUAAUAAUCACAAUCAUUAAUUGUCAUGAACCAUAAAAGAGUUCUAAAGUUCUGGUGAAGAUUUGGAGCCCAGGUUGUUUUUAGAUGAGCAACUUGUUUUACUGUUUUCUUGGCCAGUCUCCCUUGUAAAAUACAACCAUGCGAUUAACCUUGUUAAAUCAAAGCUAGAUAGAUUAAAUAAACUGGACUUUGUCCGUUUUUAUACACCGUCUUUGAAAAACAGCCUGGUGUCCUGUGGCUCGUAAAAACGAGGAAGUCCAGAGUUGGAUGUGAUUGGUGUUUUGCAUCCCGUUGCCAAAUAAAGAUUUAUGCUCCUGUGUUACCGUGGAGAAAAAACCCCAAACAAUUGGACAGGGUUUAAUUUAUAAUCCCUGCUGUGCUUUCACGGGGGAUUGAUGAAAAAUUAAACCUGAUGUCUUGUAUUCAUGGGGCUUAACUGUGCUCCCAGAGGACUGCAGGCUGGAUGUGACAAGUGAGCUCCUUCAAAUGUAAAGCAGGGGGCUUGGUGUUAAAUUACCUCUGCUGUCUGACAGAUGUGUGUGUGUGUGUGGUGAUUACGUUCUCCGGCUGACCUUCACAAACACGUAAAGAUGCAGAGCGCGGGAGACCUCAGCGUUGGAGGCUCCACUUUGAUUUUCCGUGUCUGAAGCAGUUUGGUGGAUUUAUGACGCGGCCGUAAUUCGGGAGAGAUGUGUUUCUCUCGUGCCAGGCAUGAUGGUGUGAGGCCUGCCGCACGAGGACAAACCAUGAUGGAGGAGGCUGCCAGUCAGCUGGAGAGAGCGCACGUGCACAGCGUCUAUGACAAGAUCGCUCCGUAUUUCAACGACAGCCGCUACAAAGCCUGGCCCAAAGUACGGCAGUUUCUGCUGGACCUGGAGCCGGGGAGCAUCGUCGCUGACAUCGGGUGUGGCAAUGGCAAGUAUCUUCACAUCAACAAGGAGGUGUUCAAGCUGGGCUGCGACGUCUGUCGCCCCCUGGUGGACUUCGCCUGGAGCCAAGGACACGAGGUCCAGAUGUGUGACGGACUGCGGUUGCCUUACAGGGACGGCUGCUUCGACGCCGUGCUUUCCAUCGCAGUCAUCCAUCACUUGUCCACCAAAGAGCGGCGCAUCCGAGCAAUAAGGGAGAUGGCUCGCACCCUGCGCGUGGGCGGACGCCUCAUGAUCUACGUGUGGGCCAUGGAGCAGAAGCGCCGCAAGUUUGAGAAGCAGGACAUCUUCGUUCCCUGGAACCCGAACCCUCAGUCCACCUCGGAGCACGGUAAGACCAGGAGGAGAGCCGCGGCGCAGAGCGUGAGCGAAGCCCUGGACAACAGUGACAAGCACAGGAAGGUGAGAAGCACAUCGUCCGUCGCCGACGACGAAGACCUGACCUGCAGCGUGCCACAGCAGAGGACGCAGAGACUCUGGUUCUUCUCCAGGUCUCUGGACUCCGUGUUCGACUUUGGCAACUUGACCGUCUCGCGCUCGUCCUCCAGAGACAUGAGCACUCUGUUGUCGCCCACCGGCGAAAGCGAGGGGAGCAAGUCAAGCCAGGGCGGGAGAGGACGGGGACUCAUCAAGCAGGUGUCCAGCUUCUUCUCUCCUCCGUCUGUGAUCGGCUCAGAGGAGGACGUCUUCGACGCGGUCACGGAUCUGCACAGGGGACAAACUUACGGCGGAGGAGGCGGCGACAACAACAACGGCACGGAAAGCCAGGCCGUCUCGGUGUCUUUGGCCCAGGAGUGCGGCUCCCUGGCUCUGCCGGACCUGGUGCCUUUCCAGAAGGAGCACCUGAAGCAGUCGGGAGGUGAAAGUGAAGGAAGAGAGCAGCAGCAGCAGCAGCAGGAAAGCACAAAGAGUCCUCAGGGGGACGAGAGGCAGGUGGACGCCUCCUGCCUGAGGUACUACCACGUCUUCAGGGAGGGAGAACUGGCAGAGCUGAUAGAGAAUCACGUGGACGAGCUUCAUGUCACACACACCUACUUCGAUCACGCCAACUGGUGCGUGGUGGCAGAGAAAGUCCAGUUGUGGAAAAUAUGACAUUUUUCCCUUUUUUUUUUGUUCAUAAUCCUUUUAUUUAUUUAUUUAUUUAUUUUUUUUAGACUUUGCAUCAACUCUGCCUCGAGUUUUAACCUUUUUUUUGUUACUGAAAAAAAAAAACAAUGGAGACGUAGCCACUUUUUAACACUAAAGUAAACCAUUCCAGCGAGGUUGUAUAUGAGGUGUUUACAUGGUCGCCGUCAGUGACAGACGAGAAAAAAACUGGUUUUAGGCGUUAAAUCAAAGGCUCAUCUUAACGUAACAAUUUAUUAAGAUAAACUUUUGCUGCCUUUUCACCCUGCCGUCCCACACCAAAGUCCCAUUGAAAAAUUUUUUGUUUUUAGCUCAUGGCAACACGGGAGCUGCUGGUCUACUGCUGCAAUGUUUUGGCCCAUUUGUGCCUCUUUUUUUUUAUUCUGUAGCCAUAUUAUUAGGAACAGUGAGUGUUUUAGGCAGAUUCUCGUAUACACCUCAUACAGUGACAUUUUAAUGACCCCCUUUAAUUAUUUCAAUUCAGCAGUGUUCAGCAAUGGCUACGUCUGUAUAUUCCACCACUAUUUUUUUAAAAGUAUUUAUUCUGCUUCAGUUUUGUGUUUAAAGCCAGUGAGCAGUAUCCACACACCGACUGCCUGCUCCCAUUUUUAGUGUCAAUAUUUGAAUUUUUUUCACCCAAAACGCAGCAAAUUGUGGGAUUUUUAGAGUUUUAAAGCAGGAUUACAGCAGUGGAGAUGUUAGAAAAUACAAUUUUUCCUCUUUGGAGUCAUUAUGACACGAGGUGAAAAGGGCCACACUCUUGAAGGUCCAUAGCGCUAUCAUUGUUCUUAUUAUUAUAAUAAUUAUUCCCGCGCACUCUGACCUCCCUGAUAUCUGAAGUCACAUGACACUGCUGCUGCUCAAUGAUCUCGUGCUUCAGGCUCAGUUUGGCGAGUAUUUUCAGUUCCUUUCGUUUCCUUUUUUUUGUCCUGAAACCUCUCGGUAAAACAGGCCACGGGGAGUUUUGCAUAUUCAAACAUCAACAUCGGCAAACGUGUUUUUUUAAGCAACUUGUUUUAGCCUUUUUUUUUUGAGCACUUCUGAGCAAACACGCUGGUUUGCCUGACUUCCUUCGAUAAAAACACAGUAGUGGAUGAUUAUACGUUGGUUUUUGUUUCAGGCACUUUUGUUUUGUUUGUUUUUAAGGCCAGAAGUUCUCCACCACUUCGAUCUACUUAUGAUUCAUUUUAUUGAAGAAAAUUCAGUGUAUAGGAUUCAGUAACAUCUAACAGUGCUCGUAUAUCGUUGCCUUCAAGUGACGCAAGGACAUGAAACAUCCUCUCGAGGGUCAGUGUUUCUGUCCCGAUCUGCUGUAGAAACGUGGUGGACAAUUUCCUUGUCGGGGUUGACUUUAAAAGCCCAGCGUGGGAAAAUGAGUGACAUCUAGUGGUGAAAUUGUAGAUUGCAGCAGUUUCCGCGAUGGGACUUGACGUAAAAGUGGACGUCCAGUUUAUGAAACAAACUAAAAACAUGCAAUUUGAUCACGUCCGUCAUGGAACCACGCACACAAGAAAGAAAAGAAAAUGAAUGAAAACGCAACACUUUGUAGUUUCAGGUGAUUACAUUUAAAUGAUGCUCCAUUUCUCGCUGAUAGAUCCCACUGAAUCCUUUACACUGGACCUUUUAUUGCACUGAUUUUACUCUGACUGCCUGUUUUUACGUGUGUACAACUCUGACUUCAAUCUGGCACCAAGUGUCAGGGAUGGAGUGGAAUACAGAUAUAAUUGGGUCACGUGAACCACGACGCCGUAAACACAUUUAUGCUGAAACGUUAACCACCAACCGACGACGAAAUAAGCAGUGACUCAGCUAAAGUGCUGUCGUUGAUUUUAGCCUGUGUGUCUAGUGAAGUGUGCGAUAUUUCAGGACGAUCUGAUCUUGCGUUUUUUUUCCGCGCUCCGGUGUCCGAGCCACUCAUUUUUUGGACCGAUAUCCAUAGUAAGUAUUAUAUCAGCUCAUCCCUGAGCUGAGAAUAUCAUAAACACUAUUAUUAUACAGGAAAAACUAAAGAAAAACAACUCUAAUAUGUGCAGAAUAUCUUCCAAAACCAUUUGUGUCUUUAGCUCGGUGUGUUUUCUUCAAAGAACGCUGUUGUUUUUCACAUCCGUAACCGUCGUGUAGUUGUCUCGUAACAAGCAGAUUGUGCCACUGGUGUGUUUCAACAAAUCAACUGCCUCCUCCUCCUCCUCCUCCUCCUCCAACUGUGAUUGAAUUGAUUGCACUGUAACACAAAGUCUCCACGUCGCUGCUCGAUGUCGGUGAAGGACGGACACACCGGAGGUAAAAACUUGACGAUCUGUGUCUUUCCCGCCACGGAACGGUGAGGAACGUCAUCAUCAAACUGAAUGUCUUACGAUGUUAAAUGUUUUUAAAUGAGUUUUUCCUUUAUUAAAUAUUUUUCAUUCA
Solea senegalensis (Senegalese sole) is the source of this 4684-nucleotide messenger RNA. RefSeq names its product tRNA methyltransferase 9B (gene trmt9b). Gene Ontology annotation, molecular function: tRNA binding; S-adenosylmethionine-dependent methyltransferase activity. The record is from RefSeq and is a predicted model, not a curated record. Bases 914 to 2245 code for a protein of 443 amino acids. The transcript is spliced from 3 exons. Gene Ontology annotation, biological process: tRNA wobble uridine modification. NCBI's taxonomy places the organism in Eukaryota, Metazoa, Chordata, Actinopteri, Pleuronectiformes, Soleidae. Gene Ontology annotation, cellular component: nucleus; cytoplasm.